AACUACGGACGGAGGAGGGGAAUUGUGAAAGACUGUGAAAGACUUCAUGCCGCAGUGAAAAGCAGAAGAAUCAGCUCAGUGCAGCCUCUGGACAUUGUGGAGUUUUACGGGAGCAACGCGAGGAUGCUGAGGUCACACUUCCUGGAGAUGAGUCGGAUUUUCACUCGUGAUUCCAACUUGCGUCUCUUUUAUCACAGAUGGUGAAGACUUUGGGAAUAAUGUCUCUUUAAAUCAGUAACAGUUUCAUGGACAUGAGUGUAACCUAUAACAUACGAGCAUGAUGCAGUGCGUUUUGGGUUUAUCGGAUGAGGUCACAGGGUAAAAAGGCAAUGAAGCCGGAUUCGACAAGAAUAGGUCUGCGCUGUCAACUCUGCUGCAAGGAGCAGGAGGAGGACCACGGCGUGAGGCGGCCCGGAGCACGCGGCACGGUGAGACAGACCCCCAUUGCCCUAAACGUAGGAUAUUGAAGACCUAGGGCUACACGCGCUCAUCAACUGCGUCAUUGUGAAUGUUGCAGGUAGGCAGCAAACUCUUGGAGUCCGGGAGAGCUGUUGUCAUUACGCAAUGUCGCUGGUGAGGGCUGAAUAAUUAACGGGGAUGAAUUCGGCGGAGGAUUCAAGCCUAAAACCGCCACGGGGGUCCACGUUCUCAUCUGAGCCUAAUUUAGACACGGGCAGCACUGGAAAUACACGCAGGCUCGUGUACGUGAACGGGACGGAUCACAAUGUCAACAUACAAAACGAAGCCGUGCGUGGAGCGAGUGACUCCUCCACAGACUACCGGGGGCUGGUCCGGCAGAGGUUCAUCCGCAGGACAAUGUGGAUGUCCGAUUCUGAGGAGCAGCCCUUGGACCCCCAGGACUUUCCCAACACCAGCUCUGUGCCCACUAUAGACCUGCGCGCCAUCGUGGGCCGGAGUCGAACCCGCAACCAGGAGACUUCAAACACAGAGAGCCACGUAGCACUGAAGGACAAUGACACAGAGAGUGCCAGCGCAGAUGAGGACAAGGGGGAAAGUCGCGUGCCGGAGCCCAAAAGUGACAGCGCGGCUUUGGAUGUGACAGGGAAGGCCGGAAGUGACGAGAAUGAAGAGGAACCCGGGAUGAAAGCAGUGUCCACUUCACCUGGGGGACGGUUCCUCAAGUUUGACAUAGAGCUGGGAAGGGGCUCCUUCAAGACGGUCUAUAAAGGUCUGGACACCGACACAUGGGUGGAGGUGGCCUGGUGUGAGCUGCAGGAACGGAAACUGUCCAAAGUCGAGCGGCAGAGGUUCAAAGAAGAAGCUGAGAUGUUGAAGGCCCUGCAACAUCCAAAUAUAGUGCGCUUCUAUGACUUCUGGGAAACACAGCUGAAAGGAAAGAAGUGCAUUGUACUAGUGACAGAGCUGAUGACAUCAGGGACACUCAAAACGUAUCUAAAGCGCUUCAAGGUCAUGAAGCCCAAAGUUCUACGGAGCUGGUGCAGGCAGAUCCUGAAGGGGCUUCACUUCCUCCACACUAGGACUCCCCCCAUCAUCCACAGAGACCUUAAAUGUGACAACAUCUUCAUCACUGGCCCAACCGGGUCGGUCAAGAUCGGAGAUUUGGGUCUUGCCACACUCAAGAGGGCUUCAUUUGCUAAAAGUGUCAUUGGCACUCCUGAGUUCAUGGCCCCGGAGAUGUACGAGGAACACUAUGACGAGGCUGUCGAUGUUUAUGCUUUUGGGAUGUGCAUGUUAGAAAUGGCCACUUCUGAAUACCCCUACUCCGAAUGUCAGAAUGCUGCCCAGAUCUACCGCAAAGUCACCAGUGGGGUAAAACCAGCCAGCUACAGCAAAGUGAGCGACCCAGAGAUAAAGGAGAUCAUAGGGGAGUGUAUCUGUCAUAAAUGGGAAGAAAGGUACUCAAUUAAAGACCUUUUAAACCAUGCUUUCUUCGCUGAGGACACAGGCGUGAGGGUGGAGCUCAAUGAGGAGGAUGAUGGGGAGAAGAUGACUAUUGCUCUGAAGCUAUGGGUGGAAGAUGCCAAAAAGCUGAAGGGGAAGUACAAGGACACUGGAGCCAUUGAGUUUACCUUUGAUCUGGUGAACGAGGUCCCUGAAGUGGUUGCUCAAGAAAUGGUCGACUCUGGAUUCUUUCUGGACUGUGACGUGAAGAUUGUGAGCAAGUCCAUUCGUGACCGAGUGGCUCUGAUCAAAUGGAGGAGAGAGCGCAGAGUCACUGUGACAAAUGGAGAAGCAGUGAAGAAGCCUCAGUCAAACCGGCUGCAGGUCCCUGGAGCUGUUCCCCCUCUGGCCCCAGACUGUGAGGAGCAGGAAACAGAGCCACAGACACUGGUCUGCAGUGUGCCCACCAUUGCACCUGCUACAUCCGACACUGGAGUGAGCUCCACCAUCCAAUCAGAUGAGCACCAGACCCAACAAAAUGUACCCUUUCAGUCUCUGCCAGAGUCCUCCACUCAGAUUUCCAGCCCUCCUUCACAGGCUGACCCCCGACUGCUGCAGGGGUCCCACCAGCAAACAGCAGCACAGGCCUCAAAGGAGACCUACUCUGCACCUCCCAUACAGGUACAGCAGGGAGGCCCACAGCCCGGCACAGUGCAUCCACAUCCUGGGCCAGCUGCAAACAUCCAGGAGCCUUACAUUCAUCAAACUACAGUUUCUGCUCCAGAGGCACCUCCAACAGCCCAAAACCUUUCUUCUUCAUCAGUUCCCACUCCUCCACAGACCCAGCUCUCUUGUCAACUUGAACAGGUAUCUGGUGAUGUGCCCUCCUCUUACCCAAGUCCCCCAGAUAUGUCUGCUAACCUCCCACAUUCAGUGCCUGUGCUGCCACUGCAGAUCAACACACAGUUUUCUUCACCAUACCCAGGCACAAACACUGGGGUUCAGCCCUCUUUGCUCUCUAAUCUGUCAUCCACCCAUCCAAGCAGUGGAUCUGUCCUGCCCAGUUCCCCCACAGCCCAUCUCACUCUCCCUCUAAACACACCCCUCCAUCCCUCCACCCUCACCCCUCUGUCAUCCCACACUGCACUGCAUGUCCCUUCUGUCACACUGUCUAGUCCACUGCUUGCCCCCACCAUGCUGGCUGCUGUGUCCCCGCAGCAGAACUGCCCUGGAUCCCACACAAGCCCAUGUGACAUCCAUCCCCCUCACUUCUUGCCUUUCUCCCAGGUUCAACCCACCCCUUACCCUGCUAAGUACCAUGAGCAACUCCUGACUGGGCAGCCUGUCCAGGUACACGUGAUCACUCCUUUGAAUAAUCUGGGAGAUCAUCUCCCAGCUCCGGCCCCCUCUGUCAUUCCACCUGCUCAGUCUGCUCUCGUGGGAAGUGAGGAUAAAGAAACCGCUGCAGCUGCUCAGAAAAUAGGUCCAGGCGCAGUUCCUGACUCAGUCUCAGCAGAAACCCCACUACCAUUACAUUCUCAAGGUUUAUGCUCCCCACCAAAGUUGCCUCCCCCUGCUGCGGUGUGUCAAACUGCAGGCCCCCAUACUUCAGUUGUCUCUGUCCAAAUGAAGCAUCAGAGCAGCCCCCCUGCAGACCCAGUGAUACCUCUGACCUCAGCACCAUCCAUCCCAGGGGCGUCCCCGGUUGCUGCUGCUGCGUUGGCACAAGCACAAACUGCAGCCACUCCUCAGAUGGCAGCUCUGCAGUCUGCUGGCAUCCUUAGCACUGUGUCCCUGCCCGAGUGUGCCAGCCUGCCCCCAACUCAGCAAAACACAGAGGCUACAUCUGCAUCUAGCACCUUACAACAAGAUCACUAUUUAGAGAUACAGGAUCUGCUAAAGGAGAAACCAACAUCAUUACCAAACUACUGCUUUGACAGUGUCAAUUCUGAUGCAGCAUCUGGUAAAGAAUACAGCGAUGGCUAUGAUAGUUUUGCCAGUGUGGGAAAGGGAGAUGGAAAGCAUAAAAAACACCGCAAAUCUGCACGAACACGGUCACGCCAAGAGAAGACCAGCAAACCUAAAUUGAGCAUGCUCAAUGUUUCAAACACAGGUGAUAAAAUGGUUGAAUGCCAGCUUGAAACUCACAACCACAAAAUGGUGACUUUUAAAUUUGACCUGGAUGGAGAUGCUCCUGAAGAAAUAGCCACUUACAUGGUAGAAAAUGGUUUCAUCUUACUGAUAGAGAAGGAGAUCUUUAUUGACCAGCUGAAGGACAUAGUGGAUAAAGCUGAAGAUAUGCUACAUGAAAACAUGGAGGGGGAGAAAGUGGCCGUACUAAGCUGUAGUCCCAAGCAUGGCCAGACCUCAGACAGUCAGCUUGGAGAGAGUCAACAGACUGGUGCUUUUCAACCCGUCUAUCAACAAAAUGUCCUCCACACGGGAAAACGAUGGUUCAUAAUCUGCCCUGUAGAGGAGACCCCCCGUCAGGAGACCACGUCCACCACAGUGCAGUCGCCUGGGACCUCUGCUCCAGCCCAGGACGACUUCGGAGUGAGACAACCUUCAAACCUCAGAGAGGAUGGCUCAUCUUCCACAAUGUCUGGUGGAAGUGGAGGAUUUCCAUAUGAUGUCUAUGGCUUCUGUAGUCCUCCAAUAAUGUCCAACACAGACCCCCUGCUCUUAGCCACUCUGUCCCCUCCUGUGUCUGCCCCUCCCACUCUACAGUCAGUCCCUCCAGUAGAGUCAGCUGCUAGCUCCGUCUCACAGGCACCGCUUCCUCUGGAGGAGUCCCAGGCCUCUCCUGUGGGCUCCAUGUCCCCCAUUAACACUGUCCAGCCCUUAACAGAGCUCUCCCAUCCUGCUGCUUUAGCAGAGGAGCUGCCUUGCUGUCCUCUGGUCUUGUCUCUGGAUGUGAGUGGCCCUCAGACAGGGACCCCUCUCACCCCUCUGCCUCUGCAUGAGCCAACUCUAUCCAAAGAGCCUCUGUCUUUGGCUUACACAUCUGCAGCACGUGACCGGCCACAACAGCCUGUGGUGCUGCACCAGCCUUUCUCCAAUGUGACAAAAGUGUCCUCUCUGCCCCAGAGUCCAGCAUCCUCCCAACAUGGGGCAGGAGCUGCAGAAUCUGACGCAGAGGGCAGAGUGGGGCGUGGGGGCUUUGUAGAUAGCACCAUAAAAACCUUGGAUGAGAAGUUGAGGAACUUACUUUAUCAGGAAUACGCUCCUAUGUAUCCAUCGGGCAGCGCUGCAGAGACCCCAGGAUCAGGGACUGAGUACAUCCAGUCGCCUCCAGGUCCGGACAGCGCCACCUUAGGGUCGGGAAACAGCACUCCAGGGCCCAUUGGGGAGGGCCGCUAUCGGGCAGGCGAACAGCUUCCACAGAUCCCUGAGAGAAUAGAUAGUCUGAGCACACUCAGUGAUUCUGCAGUGUGUGCUUCACUGUCGAGAAGACAAGUCCCUCAUUCUGCUUCUUGCUCUGGGACAAGAGGCCGGUUCAAGAUCAUCUCUGUCCCGCCUGAAGUGGCCAAUAGACGAGAUGUGAAGCAGAGGAGCUGGAGCAGUGUGGCCUCUCCUCCUCAGGCUCUGGGGUACAUGGUGGAGCAGGUGGAGGUCUUGGCUCCCUCCACGACUAUUGGCCGUUUCUCUGUAGUGAGCACAGAGGAUGAGUUCACACAGAGGACACGCUGCAGUCGCUACUCUGCACCACCGGACUUCUACCUGGACACGCCGUCCCAACCGGCCUCCAGCUCUGUACCAGUGGAUGUCACUGUUCAUGCCCGUUUUAUGUCCUCUGACUCCGGGGCAGAGAGCAGCCCUGCAAAGCUGCCCCCCUGCACCCCAUCCCAGCACAAUCGCUCUGAGCGGAGAGGAAGUGACCUCAUGAAGAGGGCAGUGGCCUUCCUGCGUCGCUCGGGUCGGAGUAGUAGUGUACAGAGCUCGGACUCUCCAGCACGUCAUGGAGGGGUGCAUGGUUCUGCUUAUGGCAGCAGUGACAAUGACUCUGAGGUGGAGGAUUCUGACAUCAAGAGAGAGUUGCAACGGCUCAGGGAAAAACAUUUGCGGGAGAUUUCAGAAUUGCAGGCCCACCAGAGAGACGAAGUGGAACUGCUUUAUCGACGCCUUGGUAAAGCCCCACCCUCUGGCUUAGCACUCUCCCACACAGCUCCACCUGCAGGCCGCAGAAAGAGAUCAGGCAAACACAGGCUCAAGGCAGGCAAACUCUUGAGCCCUUUGGUUCAACAGUUCAGAAAUGUCACAACCAGGACCAAUGAAUCCAGCAAGGCCUCAGCUGCAGUUUCUGCUGCAGCAGGUGAGACUGUGGUGAGUUUGAAUGGAUCUCCGGCCAAAGGGCCCUUCCCGAGUCAGGGCCGCCCGCGCUCCUGCACCAGUCAUCUGCCCACAUCUACCACAGAACCAGUGCACACACAACAGCCCUGCUCCCUCAAAGGCUCCUUCUCCUCUGACAACAUUUACUCUGGUCGUCACGGAGACAGUAGCACCGCCGCUCCCCCGGCACAAGGGACAACACUAAAGCGAUUGUGUUUGGGGAAAGACCGUGGCACCAGAUCUGGUGCAGGACCUGGGGCUUUCAGUCAGCCUCACCCACCCCCCUCUGGCACCACCCCUCCGCCUCACCAGCCCGUCAUAGGUCUGGCUCAGGCCAACAACAGCAAUAACAAGACGCGCUCAUACAGUGUGACAGAGCACGUCCUGUGUGAGGACCUGCAGAGGCUCAUGGAUGACUGGGCCCAGGAGGUGCUCAUCGUGACCCAUCGUCCCCGGACAAACUCUCUGAGCAUCAGUGGGCAGCGGCUCUGUGAAGAGAUGCUCCCAAAGCAUCAACAACCUCAGAACAAUGUUUCCAGUGUGUGGGCAGCAGUGGAUCAAAACCCCUACAGUCUUCCUCUAACUGAUGGUUCAAGGUGUGCCCUGUUGAACCAUUCCUCUGGACCAUGUGCCUGUUACCCUCUUUCGGUGUCUCCACUCCAAGCUUUGCCCUCUCAACUCUCUGUCAGCCAGGGCCCUGGGCUGCCCUACCCCCACCCCUCUGGAGCAGUCUUUGCUUUCCCUCCUGUUCCAUCUGCCCUGGAUGCCCUUCCCAGUCCUGCUACAUCUCCAUCACAUCAGCCUACUUGUUCACCUCAUGACCUUAGGACUCAGUAACUGCAGUAGCUUUGUGUCUUCCAACUCUAUGACAGUAAUAUUACAAGAAGGUCAGUUCAUCUGUGCAUAUAUUGUAUAUAUUCAACUGGCAUGAUUUGUGUUUGUACAUAUUUACCUCUGCUUUUAAUUGUGUCAGAUGCCACAUCUUCAAAUAGAGCUGAGUGCAGCCACAUAGAAACUAUAUUUCUUAUUGCAAAAUUAUAGGUGCCUGUAUCAGCACUACUUCAACUUAAUAUUUUAAAAUGGUGGAGAAGUCUCUUCGUAUUUAUGAAGGCAACCAUACUUUAACACCCCUAAAUUGUAUAAUUUCAUGCAUUUGUUGAUUAUAUUGUGAUGACUAUAGCCUUCUAGUAAUUAGGGAUGUGUAUAAGCAAGACCACAGGGUUUAUCAAGUUUGCAAGUUUAUGUAGUGUACAAUACAAUAUAUACCACAAUACUGUAUUAUUUUAACUAAAUAAUGGAAAUUGUGAUUUCAUUUUCCUACAAUAUUCUCAUUUGUUGUAGUGCUUGUACAUGUAUAAGGUAACUGUCCAACCCCGAGGAGUUUCUUUGCAUUUGCCUUUGUAACAAGUAAGCUGCCAUGUAAAUACAGACCUAGCCUGUACAUAGCUGUGGUAUUUGUACAGACAACAAUAGAUUAUAGGUGGGUGCUGCAGCUCUGCAACACUGUUAGCCACCAUUACGUUGUCACUGUGAAGUCCUGCGCUGGUCUAUAGGAUAGGCUUUUAAUAUAUGCUUCCUCAAUCACAAAGACAUGUUUCAUUAGGUAAGCUUUUAGCUAUAACACUGGAUAUCAUUUAGGGACAAGAAUGAACUUGAACUUUAUCUACAGGUUUUCAAUACAGACCUGUGAGAGUGCCUUGAAAUGCAGUUUCUGUUGUGAAGAAAAGCAUUUAGACAGUAGAGAGAUUAUCCUCACUUGGUUGUGAGUUAAACAACAAAUGAAGUUGCUGCACAUAAAAUAGUCUUGAUAAAAGGGAAUGUUUUGUUCACUUUUUCCAUGCCACAACCUGCAUGAACACAGGUUGAAAAUGGUUGAAAAAAUAAGUGCUCUAGUUACACACCAUCAUCCAUACCUCAGAAGAGAUCUGUAGCUUUACAUGUUGUUGCCUUUAAGUUCAUAUUUUAAAAAAAAAUAAGGAGCAGUUUGUUGUGAAUGUUGGAAACUGCCAUUGGCAGUUCACUGUGUUGAUGACUUGUCCAAACAAUUGUAUGGAGGAAGUCCAAAAGAAAUUAUGCUAUUAUUUCUUAAGAUUCCAAUUAUUCUUAUUUGUAUAGAGCCUUAAACAGCCUAGGUGGUGCACAACGAGCUUCACAAAAACAGAUACACAAGAGCCAUGCAAAUAAAUUAAAACAGAAUAAUUAAAGCCACACGUAACCCUUUAGACAAAAAAACUUGGUUGUGUUUAUUACACUGAAAAUCUUUUGUCCUGACUCUCUCUUGACCUGGAGGAGGGCAUCCUCCUGCUUGUUUCCUUGGAAUUUUUAUUUUUAUUUUUUUCCGGCUAUGUUUUUUCUUUGUAUUUCCGUGGAAUCAUGCAGGUGAUGGUGAAAGGAACAUAUUGUACUCUAAUACUAAUAAAAUAUUGAAAAAUCUACAGAUUAUUUAAAAAUGACUGGCCUCUGACACAAAGUUAUUGAUAGAAACUAUGUGCCAAAGGCCAGAUUGGACUUUGAAGUGUAAUUUUUGUUAUUAGAAAAUCAGAGGCUAAUCAGACUUUAGUAAUGAUGAGGUGAUCUAUUUGUUGAAAUACUACCUUGGCUUAAAAGAAUGUAUUCAUCUAUUAAGAACUAGAGACUUACCAAUUUCAAUUGAAAUGAGCAUACAUUUACAAAUAUAUACAUUACAUAGCCAUACAUUGCUAUUUGUUUCUCAGCAACAGCAGUUUUGAAUCAUACAAUGUAUUUAGCACCAGGCACUGCACACUGAAGGACAUAAACAAUAGCUUCUAUUGUUUUCAGUAUAAUUUAAGGUCACUUGUUUCUAUGCAGUUGACACGUGUUUUUGAUGCUUGUAGGGUUAGAUUACUUUUGCCUGCUUUUCCACCCUGCACUUUGCUG
This is a messenger RNA of Boleophthalmus pectinirostris (great blue-spotted mudskipper), 9090 nucleotides long. It is a transcript of the gene wnk2, whose product is annotated as WNK lysine deficient protein kinase 2. The coding region runs from base 598 to 7029 and encodes 2143 amino acids. Gene Ontology annotation, biological process: negative regulation of sodium ion transport; positive regulation of sodium ion transmembrane transporter activity; positive regulation of potassium ion import across plasma membrane. The transcript has 27 exons. Lineage: Eukaryota; Metazoa; Chordata; Actinopteri; Gobiiformes; Gobiidae. The record is from RefSeq and is a predicted model, not a curated record. Gene Ontology annotation, molecular function: protein serine/threonine kinase activity; ATP binding; chloride channel inhibitor activity. Gene Ontology annotation, cellular component: cytoplasm; cytosol.